AUCAAACACAAACUUUUCACAACAUGAGAGCCUCAAUGAUCUCACUUCUCUUUCCUCUCAUAGCAAUCCUAAUAACCACAUUCACACAAAUCUCAUAUGCUCAAAACUCACCACAAGACUACCUCAACAUUCACAAUAAAGCACGUUCUCAAGUUGGUGUUGGCCCAAUAUAUUGGGAUCAAAAUGUUGCUUCAUAUGCACAAAACUAUGUAAACCAAUUAAAAGCAAAUUGCAAAAUGGUACACUCAAAGGGUCCAUAUGGUGAAAAUUUAGCAUGGAGCAGUGGUGACAUAACAGGAACAUCUGCUGUUAACAUGUGGAUUGAUGAGAAACAAUACUAUGAUUACAAUAGUAAUACAUGUGCUGUUGGUUAUAGAUGUGGACAUUAUACUCAAGUUGUUUGGCGCGAUUCGGUUCGCGUUGGAUGUGCUAAGGUAAAAUGUAACGAUGGUCGGAGUACGAUUAUUAGUUGUAACUAUGAUCCUCCUGGUAAUUAUAUUGGUCAGAGGCCUUUUGAUGUUGAUGCUUUUGAAUUGCCAUUGAGCUUCAACCAUGUUGUGAAUGAAUAA
Messenger RNA from Trifolium pratense (red clover), 569 nucleotides. Its product is annotated as pathogenesis-related protein 1-like. Lineage: Eukaryota; Viridiplantae; Streptophyta; Magnoliopsida; Fabales; Fabaceae. The transcript has a single exon. Bases 24 to 569 code for a protein of 181 amino acids. Gene Ontology annotation, cellular component: extracellular region. The record is from RefSeq and is a predicted model, not a curated record.